Molecule: messenger RNA, 1976 nt
Organism: Rhipicephalus sanguineus (brown dog tick)
Lineage: Eukaryota; Metazoa; Arthropoda; Arachnida; Ixodida; Ixodidae
Exons: 2
Coding region: 288-716 (142 amino acids)
Source: RefSeq, a predicted model, not a curated record
GGGAAAUGUACAGCGCGAGCCCAUGCCGGCUCCCUGGUCUACUUAAAUGAAAAGCUAAAGUGGCCAAGCACGAGCUGGCAAACGCUCAGGUACAGGGGCCUCGAGCAUUGCAAUAUACUUCCGUAGAAUCCGUCAGGUGAAGUUGGCGUUCACGUGUUGUCCCCAUGUGCUCUUGACACACACGCUCAGGCAGGCAGGCGCACCAGCUGCUCACCGCUUGCAUCGCAGACAUCUUUCGCCGCAUAACAGCAGCGUCCGGUUCGGGAUCAAUCCCGCCAGCUGCACCUAUGGGUCGCCAGUCGUACGACCUGACAAGCGUUGCUAACGGACAUGCCGCAAUACAGAAAUACUCAACAGACAGGUCAGCCGAUGGGGAGUCUGUGUCGCAGCCGCGUGAGGUUGUCCUGGACUGCCGCCGUCUCCAGGACCAACGACACGACAGCGAUCCGGCGCUGCUCAAGGAGCUCACCGAGGAUGGUUAUGCGCCACGGGACCGCAUGAUCGGCUGGUCCUGUGCCUUUCUCGUAGUCGGAGCAUUUCUGCUGAUAAGUGGUGGUGUCAUGCUGGCACUGUCGCUCAUGGUUGAGCCGGAGUCCAAUAGCUUGGCCGGUUACUACGACGUGCCCACCACCCAGCUGGGAGCAGCACUUUUGGGCGUGGCUGCCGGGUUCUUCCUGCUGGCCAUUGUCAAGGUUUGCUGGCACCGGCACUUGUAACUCUCCAUUUCAUCGAAAGGAUUCGAAGCUCGCUCGAAAGAAGGCGUUAGUAACCAAUAGUAUAUUGCAUGACGCUCCACGCGCCACUUGAAACAUUGCAUUUGCAGGUCUCUCGACACGCUACUCCACCGAAGGUCGGGUGUAGCUCACCAUCUAUCUGCUCGGGCAAAAAAUGACUGCAAAGCACACUACGACUGGCAUGAUGACGUUUCAUGGCCUUCAGCACACCAGAGAGUAACGCAGAUUACGUCACCUCAGCAACACAAGUCUCCAAAGCCAGAAGUCUCCAAAAGUAGUCUCCAAAAGCCCAAGUCUCCGACACAAGUCUUGAAAACCUCGACACCCUACUGUGAAGCAGGAAAGAAACCUCAGCCGACGAUCGCAAGAGCAGGCGCAGUAGCCGCAACGCGACAAAUGGUGCAGCGAACCCCUCACAAACACGCCCCAAUGCGUGCAAUGUGAAGUGACUAAGUGUGCGAAACCAAAACCCUAAACUUUUGCUGAUCUGCGUGUGUGUUCUUGUGAGUGACUUUGUAUGGCGAAAAAAAAAAUUAAUUUCAACCUGUGGGCCCCAACAGGUUCAAGGAUCACAGAGCAUUUGUAAUGGCACAAGUGGCAGUUCCUCCGUACUGGUUUCUGCUUGAAGAGCGGCAUACUUGUUAAUAGUUUUCGUUUUUCUCUUUUCAUUUUCACCUCAUUCACUAUGAAACUUCUGCGGAACUUUCUGCAAUGAUAUCCAUAAAAUGAUGUGCUGAGUGUGUUUUUCCCUACUUUGCUGGGUGGUCAAAUAGGUAUUUCUCUGCGUGAAAUACCAGCAGAAGAAGCCCAGUCACUGAGUGCCAGACUUCGUGCCUUCCUAUCAGCACCCGAGAUACGAAGGCAUUCCUUAUAACGACGCGACAUGGCGGCACCCAGAAAUCUUAUCUCAUGUGUGGCUAUUGCUCAGAUAGCGCGUAUAGCGCACGCACGCAUUUCUUUCUUCUACUUGAAGAAAACUGGGUCUCUACGCGCCUGUAUUACUUUACCAAAAAAGGAAAGGUUGGGCCAUUUGGUGUUGCCAUGGCGAACGAGCGUAGUGAGAUACAGCGCGUCAUCUACGGCUUCGACAAACAUCGUAAAAUAAAAUAAAAGAAUAUUAGCCAACCAGGCCAAGGCUUGAUGGCGAGCUGCUGUGUCUUACUGCUGAGCGUGCAACUGCCUACCACUCGUACGUACCAAACACCAGCUCUCUCCCAAGCUCUAAAUGCAGAUAUUGUGGCC